This is a messenger RNA of Scatophagus argus, 2937 nucleotides long. RefSeq lists its product as uncharacterized. The transcript is spliced from 7 exons. The coding region runs from base 23 to 2758 and encodes 911 amino acids. The record is from RefSeq and is a predicted model, not a curated record. Lineage: Eukaryota; Metazoa; Chordata; Actinopteri; Scatophagidae.
GCCCAGCAUUAUAGCUACCAACAUGGUGGAGGAGGACUCCCAUCCUUCCCCCCUGUCAGAGAUGGAUGAUGCAGCUAGUACAAACGAUACUCCUCAACAGAUGGUGACGGAAUUCCCAAAUAAAGAUGACCUUGUACCAAGACUGAGACGGACCAAAAGUAUCAUAAUGAAAGACACAAAUUUUGAAGAUUCUGAUGAACUAUAUGAUUCUACACCAGACAGUGCAGAUGAUUACAUUCCAGAUACCACUUGUGAAAGUGAGGGUGACAGCGAUGCUAGUCUUCUCCCAAAUGAAAGGAUUCAAAGGGCUCUUGAUGAUAUAUUCAAUGUCUCUGACUCAAUGAGUCCCCAUCUCUGUGACAGCACAACACCAGACAAUAUGACCUUUAACCGGGACAUCCUUACAUCUGAAGCCUCUGGAGCAGAAGACAUACCCUGUUCAAGUCAGAACAUAAAUGACAGCAUAGUUGUUAGUGCAAGCCAAAAAAGAGGUGGGAAUAGAGUGUAUGACAAGAGACAUUAUUGUUUAUAUUGCAGUAAGCCUUAUGCUAAGAUGGCAAGGCAUCUAGAAAGAGCACAUGAAAACAAGUCUGAUGUCGCUAAAGCUCUAAGCUUUCCAAAGGGUUCCAAGGAGAGGAAAAAACAACUAGAUUACAUUCGCAACAGAGGAAAUUUUGCUCACAAUGCUGCUGUUAUGGAGUCAGGAAAGGGGGAGUUAGUACCAUUUAAGCGACCGCCUAAAGAGGCACAGGGAAUUGACUUCAUGCAUUGCGCAUACUGUCAAGGACUUUUUAUAAGAAAGGUCCUGUGGCGACAUAUGCGUAAUUGUAGACUUUCACCUCGGUCAGUUGCCCCCAAACCAGGAAAGAAUCGUGUUCAGUCCAUGUGUACAUACACAGGGCCUGUGCCUUCGCACAUUAGUAAACAACUCUGGGACGUAAUCAGUGCCAUGAAUCCUGACCCAAUCACAGAUAUUAUAAAAAAUGAUCAAGUAAUCACUGAUAUUGGGCAGCACUUGUUGAGCAAAGGUGGUACAUCAGCCAAGAAUCAACAGUGUGUGCGGGAGAAGAUGCGAGAAAUGGGAAGGUUGAUUCACAAUGCAAGGAGAGUCACCACAUUAAAAAAAAUGAAAGAUCUCAUAAAUCCAAAGAACUACAUGGAGACUGUCAAAGCUGUCAAAUCUACAUGUGGGUAUGACAGUGAAGCUAAUAAGUUCUUGAUUCCAUCAUUAGCAAAUAAACUUGGACAUGCCCUGGUUAAAGCAAGCAAACUAUUAAAAGCUCAGGGUUUAAUGUCAAACAACCAAAAACUUGUGAAGAAUUCCACUGAGUUUCUAGAAGUCCAUCAGGAAAAGUGGAAUGCACUGAUCUCAGCCACAGCUUUGAGGAACAUCAGGGAAGCAAAAUGGAAUGUGCCCACUCUCAUGCCCUUUACCGAAGAUGUCCAAAAAAUGCAUGCAUAUCUCAGUCAAAUGCAAAAUGAGUGGUACAAUUCACUCUCUAAAAGUUCCUCUUCAAAAGCCUGGAUGGAGCUGGCAAAAGUGUCUCUGGCCCAGAUCAUUCUCUUCAACCGGCGUCGGGAAGGAGAGGUGGCAAGCAUGCCCUUAUCUGCGUUUUCAUCAAGAGACUCUUCUGAUCCACAUGAAGAUGUAGACUGGGCGCUCUCUGAAGUGGAAAAAAAACUCUGCAGACACUUCUCAAGGAUUGUCAUCAGAGGAAAACGUGGUCGCCCUGUUCCAAUUCUUCUGACUCCAAAAAUGCUGGGUGCAUUAGAACUCCUUGUUCAGCAGAGAGAGGCCUGUGGAGUUCUAAAGGACAAUGCUUAUAUGUUUGCAAGACCUGAAGCUUUGACACAUUUCCGAGGUUCAGACUGCCUCCGUGGCUUUGCGAAGGUGUGUGGUGCAAAGUGUCCCAAGGCACUGACAUCUACCAAACUACGAAAGCAUGCUGCUACCCUUUCAACUGUGCUGAACAUGACAGACACAGAGAUGGACCAGCUGGCCAACUUUCUUGGACAUGAUAUAAGAGUACAUCGGGAGUUCUAUCGACUCCCUGAGAAGACCCUGCAACUUGCCAAGAUCAGCAAAGUUCUUAUGGCACUCGAACAAGGAAGAUUAUCUGAGUUUCAUGGCAAAAACCUGGAUGAAAUUGGGAUAGAACCAGAUGAAAAAGUUCUGGACAGUGAUGAGGAAGACCGGAGCAUUCAAGAUGAAAACUGUCCCAGUGGUGAUGAAACAUCAGCUGAGGAGACAUCUCAUCCUACUGUGAGAAAUGAAAUGCCGUCACGACCAUCGAUAAGACAUGAACCACCGUUAUCAGAUGAUGAGAUAUCUUCAGGAGGUAGUGCUGUGAAGCGUUCCUCCAAAGAACCAUCAGCUGAGGAGACAUUUCAACCUACUAAGGGAAAUGAAAUGCCACCCCAAACAUCCAAAAGACGUGAACCGCCACGACCAUCCAAAAGACAUGAACCACCAUCAUCAGAAGAUGAGAUAUCUUCAGGAGUUAGUGCUGUGAAGCCUUCCUCCAAAGGUAAAGCCCCCCUGAAGAAGAAGAAGACUCCCUGGCAGCAGACAGAGGUGCAGGCCGUGGAAAGGCACAUGAAUCGAUUCAUCACAUCUUGUGUUGUACCAGGAAAGAGUGACUGUGAGAAGUGUUUAAAGGCUGAACCAGAAGCUCUUAAGAACCGGGACUGGCAGACCCUGAAGUUCUACGUUUAUAACAGAAUCACAGCCUACAAAAGGAAAUUUCAGUGUGAAUAAUUCGAAUGUCACCAACUAUCUGGUAGGGCAUUUUUUUUCUCCAUGUUUAAAAACAGGUUCUGCAUUUUGCAUUUUAUUUUUGUUUUUUAAAAGAGUUUGAUUGGUUCAUUUUACCAGACUUUGUUAAUAUAGUUGAACUCAUUAAAAUUUGAGAUCUGCAAUCUGCAAUGUGAGUUUAA